AUGGACCUGCUGCACAGUGCUGGGGUGCAGGUGGUGCAGUACCUGCAGGAGAACUACCAGGGCUUCCAGGACUGGUUCCUCUUCAUCUCCUUCGCUGCUGACCUUAAAACCACAUUCUUCAUCUUCUUCCCCAUCUGGUUCCACCUCUGCGAGGCGGUGGGCGUCAAGCUGAUCUGGGUGGCCGUGAUCGGGGACUGGCUCAACCUGGUCUUUAAGUGGAUCCUCUUUGGGCAGAGACCCUACUGGUGGGUCCAUGAAACCGGUUACUAUGGCAACGCCUCCACCCCUGUGAUCCAGCAGUUCCCCCUCACCUGUGAGACCGGCCCAGGAAGCCCCUCAGGCCACGCCAUGGGUUCUGCUGGAGUCUACUACGUCAUGGUGACUGCCCUGCUGCCCUGCGUCCAGGGCACCCAGCACAGAUCCUGUGCAGCCAGCCCAGGGGUGAAAGGACUAAGUGCAGAGGGGCCAGCUGGGGGAAGCAGCUUGAAGGCUGUAACUAGCCUGGAUCAGCCCAGCUCUGAACAGGAGGCGGUGGGAGGCCUGAGGGGGCAGGAGGGCUGGACUUACAGGCAUAAAGAAAAGCUUAGUGCUUUCGAAGAGAGGUGCCUCCGCGGCCUCCUGUGGCUUGCGUUCUGGGCCGUGCAGGUCUGCGUCUGCUUGUCCCGAGUCUUCCUAGCUGCUCACUUCCCCCAUCAGGUGAUCGCAGGGGUCAUCUCAGGGAUGGUAGUAGCAGAAGCUUUUGACCACAUCCACUCCAUCUACAACGCCAGUCUCCGGAGGUACCUGGGCACCACCCUCUUCCUGUUCAGCUUCGCCCUGGGGUUCUACCUGCUGCUGAAGGCUCUCAGUGUUGACCUGCUGUGGACCCUGGAGAAAGCCAAGAGGUGGUGUGACCGGCCGGAGUGGGUCCACAUUGAAACCACCCCCUUCGCCAGCCUCCUCAGGAACCUGGGCAUCCUGUUUGGGCUGGGGCUGGCCCUCAACUCCCAGAUGUACCUGGAGAGCUGCAAAGGGAAAAUGGGCCAGCAGCUGCCCUUCCGCCUGAGCUGCAUCGCGGCCUCGCUCCUCGUCCUGCACCUCUUCGACUCCUUCGACCUCCCCACAGACAGAGAGCUACUGUUCUACGUCCUGUCCUUCUGCAAGAGCGCCGCUGCCCACCUAUGUGCGGUGGCACUCAUCCCCUACUGCAUUGCCCAGGUGCUCAGGAGGGGUGACAAGAAGAUCCUGUAG
Messenger RNA from Emys orbicularis (European pond turtle), 1230 nucleotides. RefSeq names its product glucose-6-phosphatase catalytic subunit 1-like. Gene Ontology annotation, molecular function: glucose-6-phosphatase activity. Gene Ontology annotation, biological process: glucose 6-phosphate metabolic process; gluconeogenesis. Bases 1 to 1230 code for a protein of 409 amino acids. The transcript has 6 exons. The record is from RefSeq and is a predicted model, not a curated record. Gene Ontology annotation, cellular component: membrane. NCBI's taxonomy places the organism in Eukaryota, Metazoa, Chordata, Testudines, Emydidae.